GACCGAAGAGAAGGAAGCAAAGGAGGAAGCUAGCAGUUCCCUGCUCAACCCCAGCCCCACACCCAGGGCAACCAACAGCCUUGGCUCGGCUCCGGCCCUCCGCCGACCCGACUGCAUCCUCCCUCCCGAAACCGUCUGUCGCCAGGUCCUGCUCCGGAAAGCCAUGGCUGGUGUCUUCUCCCGUCUGCCAUCCGCCCGCCAGGGGCUCAGGCUCCUGGCUGUGGCCGGCGCUGGGUCCCUAGUCGCUGGGUUUCUGCUCCGCCCGGAACCUGUGCGGGCCGCUCGCCAGCAGCGCCAGCGCCGGAGACUAUAUCCUCCAAGCGCUGAGUACCCGGACCUCCGAAAGCACAACAACUGCAUGGCCAGUCACCUGACCCCAGCAGUCUAUGCACGGCUCUGCGACAAGACCACACCUACCGGUUGGACGCUAGAUCAGUGCAUCCAGACUGGAGUGGACAACCCCGGGCACCCCUUCAUCAAGACUGUGGGCAUGGUGGCUGGAGAUGAGGAGACCUAUGAGGUAUUUGCUGAGCUAUUCGACCCUGUGAUUCAAGAGCGACACAAUGGAUAUGACCCCCGGACCAUGAAGCACACCACAGACCUGGAUGCUAGUAAGAUCCGUUCUGGUUACUUUGAUGAGCGGUAUGUAUUGUCCUCAAGAGUCAGAACUGGCCGAAGUAUCCGAGGACUGAGUCUGCCUCCAGCGUGCUCCCGGGCCGAGCGGCGAGAAGUGGAACGUGUCGUGGUGGACGCGCUGAGUGGCCUGAAGGGUGACCUGGUUGGACGUUACUACAGGCUCAGUGAGAUGACGGAGGCUGAACAGCAGCAGCUUAUUGAUGACCACUUCCUGUUUGAUAAGCCCGUGUCCCCGCUGCUGACUGCAGCAGGAAUGGCUCGAGACUGGCCAGAUGCUCGUGGGAUCUGGCACAACAAUGAGAAGAGCUUCUUGAUCUGGGUGAACGAGGAGGACCACACGAGGGUCAUCUCCAUGGAGAAGGGUGGCAACAUGAAGAGAGUGUUUGAAAGAUUCUGCCGGGGCCUCAAAGAGGUGGAGCGGCUGAUCCAGGAGCGUGGCUGGGAGUUCAUGUGGAAUGAGCGCUUGGGAUACAUCUUGACCUGUCCGUCUAACCUGGGGACUGGACUUCGCGCCGGAGUGCACAUCAAACUACCCCUGCUGAGCAAAGACAGCCGAUUCCCAAAGAUCCUGGAGAACCUGAGACUGCAGAAGCGAGGUACCGGAGGAGUAGACACUGCUGCCACGGGCAGCAUCUUUGACAUCUCCAACUUGGAUCGGCUGGGCAAGUCAGAGGUGGAGCUCGUACAGCUGGUCAUCGAUGGAGUGAACUAUCUGAUUGACUGUGAGCGGCGUCUGGAGAGAGGCCAGGACAUCCGCAUCCCUGCACCGCUAAUCCACAACAAACAUUAACUCCCCAUCUGUGGCAGAUGCAUCGGGAUCCCCAGGACUUCUGCCCAUUUAGUGGUAGAUGAUCCCGCUUGCCCUGGGCCUGCCCCCCGACCUCCAUCCCAGUAAAGACUCCUUGCCAUGCU
Molecule: messenger RNA, 1548 nt
Organism: Chinchilla lanigera (long-tailed chinchilla)
Lineage: Eukaryota; Metazoa; Chordata; Mammalia; Rodentia; Chinchillidae
Product: creatine kinase U-type, mitochondrial
Exons: 10
Coding region: 164-1426 (420 amino acids)
Biological process (GO): phosphocreatine biosynthetic process
Cellular component (GO): mitochondrion
Molecular function (GO): creatine kinase activity
Source: RefSeq, a predicted model, not a curated record